AGCUCCGGUCCACUAUCGCUUACCCUGCAGUGUUAAGAUGCGUCUGAAGCUGAAGCUCCCGAACCCGGGUCUGGAUGAGCGGAUUCCCUCUCACGCCGAGCUGGAGAAGCUGGAGCUGGAGGAGGCUGGAGAACGCCCGCAGUGGGACAACAAGACCCAGUACAUGCUGACCUGUGUGGGCUUCUGUGUGGGGCUGGGGAACGUCUGGAGGUUCCCGUACCUGUGCCAGAGCCACGGAGGAGGAGCGUUCAUGAUCCCGUUCCUGAUCCUGCUGGUCCUGGAGGGAGUCCCGCUCCUGCAUCUGGAGUUUGCCAUCGGACAGAGACUGAGGAAGGGCAGCGUCGGCGUCUGGAGAUCCAUCAACCCGGCUCUCACUGGCGUCGGCAUCGCCUCCAUGCUGGCCUCCUUCAUAGUGGGCAUGUACUACAACACCAUCAUGGCCUGGGUCAUGUGGUACUUCUUCAACUCCAUGCAAGAUCCCCUGCCGUGGAGUCACUGUCCCGUUAAUGCCAACAGAACAGGCCUGGAGUCGGAGUGCGCGCGCAGCUCUCCGGUGGAUUACUUCUGGUACCGAGAGACUCUGAACAGCUCGGCUGCGAUCGAGGACUCGGGCGGCCUGCAGUGGUGGCUGGUGCUGUGCUUGUUCUGCGCUUGGAUCGUGUUAUACAUCUGCUGUAUCAGAGGCAUCGAGACCACAGGGAAGGCUGUGUACGUGACGUCUACGCUACCGUACCUGGUGCUCACCAUCUUCCUCAUCAGAGCUCUGACCCUUAAAGGCUCCGUGAGCGGCAUCAAGUUCCUCUUCACUCCAGACGUGAAUGAGUUGAUAAAUCCCACGACGUGGCUGGACGCUGGAGCUCAGGUGUUGUUCUCCUUCUCUCUGGCGUUUGGAGGACUCAUCUCCUUCUCCAGCUACAACUCUGUGCAUAAUAACUGUGAGCAAGACGCCGUCACCAUUUCCAUCAUCAACGGUCUCACUUCGGUUUACUCUGCAACCGUCAUUUACUCCAUCAUCGGCUUCAGAGCCACGGAGAAAUAUGAUGAAUGUUUCGAGAGUAACAUCCUGGCUCUGAUGAACACGUUUGAUCUGCCGGAGGGAAACAUCACAGAGAGCAACUAUAACAGUGUUCUUCAGCAUCUCAACAACACGACACCAGCCGUCAUUCAGGAGCUCCAGCUCAAGACCUGCGACAUGCAGACCUUCCUGAGUCAGGGCGUCGAGGGAACCGGCUUGGCCUUCAUCGUGUUCACCGAGGCCAUCACCAAGAUGCCCGUCUCUCCGAUCUGGUCCGUGCUGUUCUUCAUCAUGCUCUUCUGUCUGGGACUGUCCACCAUGUUUGGGAACAUCGAGGGUGUCGUGGUGCCGCUCCAGGACCUCAACCUGCUCCCUAAGAAGUGGCCGAAAGAAGUGUUCACCGGACUGACGUGUGUGGUGUCGUUCGUGACGGCGCUGGUGUUCGUCCAGUCCUCGGGGAACUACUGGCUGGCUCUGUUCGACGGCUUCGCUGGCUCCAUCCCUCUGCUGGUCAUCGCCUUCUGCGAGAUCAUCGCUGUCGUUUACGUCUACGGCAUCGACAGGUUUAAUAAAGACAUCGAGUUCAUGGUGGGACACAAGCCCAACCUCUUCUGGCAGGUGACGUGGCGGUUCCUCAGUCCCAUCAUCCUCCUGGUCAUCCUGAUCUUCUACUUCGUCACGACCGUCAGCAAACAGCUGACCUACAGCGUGUGGGACCCCGAAUACGAUAACUUCCCAACGCUGAAGGAGGUGGAGUACCCGAACUGGAUCAGCGCCGUCAUCUUCGUGCUGGCCGGGAUCCCCAGUCUGAGCAUCCCUGGAGUCGCCAUCGUCCUGGUUCUGUGGAAGUGCUGCAAAAAGGGAAAGAGAACGAGCGAGAGCUUCGUUUCUGAAAAACAGGAAAUAAGUGUCAACACAAUAGCGUAG
Molecule: messenger RNA, 1942 nt
Organism: Rhinichthys klamathensis goyatoka
Lineage: Eukaryota; Metazoa; Chordata; Actinopteri; Cypriniformes; Leuciscidae
Gene: slc6a19a.1
Product: solute carrier family 6 member 19a, tandem duplicate 1
Exons: 12
Coding region: 38-1942 (634 amino acids)
Biological process (GO): sodium ion transmembrane transport
Cellular component (GO): membrane
Source: RefSeq, a predicted model, not a curated record